CGUCGCCGCCGCCAGCGACGCCUGCACCGCCGCCUCUCGCCGCCGCCGGGCGGCCCCGCUGCCGGCGACCGCUCCAGCAAGCAUACCCCGCCCGGGCCGCACCGUCCCCGCGCGGGAGCGCCUCCGCCUGCCGCAUUCCGCGCCGCCGCAGCCGCCGGUGGACCAACCCGACGCCAGCGGCGCGAAGCUGGCUCAUCUCCCGGCGGGAUUCUCGCUCCUUCCGGCCGCCCUUUCUUGGUCAGGGAGAGAACAAGGAGCAGUUGUCUCAGCUUUGAAACACAGAGAGAGUUUGCUUUGGCUCCAUGGAUUCAGGGUUCAGGGUUUAGGACUAACACCAAAAAAGGCAAGGAGCUCUGCAAUUGUUUAAUCAGGCAAUCACAGCUGCUUUGUUCCUGCCGAGACAGUGGGUUUAGGACUACCAGAAAAGGCAAGAUUGAUUCAGCGCGCGCUACUGAUUGCCUGUGUCCUGUGAGCCUUAACCCAACCAACAGGGCAAGAUCAGCUGGUGUUGUGUGACACUGACAGCGGGAUGUUCAUCGCGUCUGACUUGAGAAGCUGGGCGUCUAAAGCUCUCUUCUCGGUAACCUCUGAGGACAGGGAUGAUGCCAAGGCCACACCAGCUACAGCCGAGGCCGCCUCGCCAGCCACUGCAGCUCCUUGGUCAGUCUCCCGCCCGCGCGCUGCUGUCCAAAGCGCAGCUCCUUGUUCAGCCACCAGGUCUGGCUACCGGCCGCGUGCUACUCACCCAAGCGCAGCUCCAUUUUCACCCGCCGGGUCUCGCUCUCGCCCGCGCCCUGCUGUCCCAGGUUCAGCUCUGUUCUCAGCCUCCCGCUCUCGCUCUCGCCUGCGCCCUGACCUUCACGCCGACGUGGACUACUCGAAGCACGACGCCAACAUGAUGAAGAAGCUCAGGCAUGUUCCGGAGGAGGAGUGGUUCCCGCGUCAGAGGCAGGAGCGUCGCCUGACAGGCGGCAAGUUCUGGACGGUUGUGCAGAAGGACCUGUACCUUGCCAUCAAGAAGAAGCUCAGCGAGAUGGCGUGGAUCGACUGGGCGUUGGUUGGCCCGGAUGUCCGUGGCUACUUCGCCGCUACCCCGGGUCUCGACGGCCUGUUGGAGAGGCGUGAUCUCAGGUGGGCUGAUUCGCACGUUUGGCAGUUCUACGCCACGCUGUGGGUUCAACCGGACAGGUCCAGGAUCACCUUCAUGCUUGGCAACGAGCGGCGUGAGCUGACCAGAGAUGAUUUCGCCAAGUAUCUUGGCCUGGCUCAAGGUGGUGCCCGGGUGCACAGCUUGGCCUGCCCCAAUGGGAGCAGGGAGGAAGACCACCUGCCACCGCUAGAGAGCAUCCGCCACCUUUACAAGAAUCCUGAUGCCGUGGUGGUGGAGCAUUGUAAAGAUCGCAAUCAGCUGAACCAUGAAGCAGCCCUUGUGUACGAGAUUGUCAGGAAAUCGAUCCGGCCUAUAUCUGGACACGAGACACUCACCACAAUUGAGAUCUGGAUUCUGCACUUGUUGAUGUCAGCCAAGCCUGUGGACGUAGUGGACUUGAUGAUUGGAGUGAUGCAGGAAAUCAUUCUCGACAUCAAGCGCCGCCUGCUGCCCUACGCCCCAUAUCUCAUUCACUUGUUUGACAAGAAAGGCUGGCUUGAGCAUGGCAUGAAAAUCGAUUUCGGUCAGCGCCUCAAGCGAUAUCCCAACCCCGACAGCAAGAGGAGGCUCAAAAAGCAUGUCAAGUCGCCCAAGGCUCCGAAACCUAAGGCCACAAGGAGUGUUGGGACAAGGUCAGUUUCACCUCAGGUGGAAGCUGGAUUUGACCGUGAGAAUACACAGUUGGACCACACACUUAGCCCGAGCUUAGAGGAGGAUGCACUUGGGAAGAACACUAAUAGGGAAGACAACCUACAGAUGGUGCCAUUCUCGGUUCCUAAUGAGUUCAGAUUUAGCCAGCAGGGGGUGCACGAUGCAGAGGCAGGAAGGUCGGGUGGUCAUGCCAACGAUGAUGAUUCUCCCAUGCUGCAGAGCCAUGUUGAUCGUCAGCCUGCUAAUCUUGAGCAGAUUCAGGGACAACAUCAGCGUGAUCCCCAGCAGCGGCAGAGUGAGAGCCAUCACCAGCAGCUUCAGGGACAGCUGGCCGAGCUUCAGCGACAGUGUGAGAGUGAUCGCCAUCAGAUUCAGGAACAGCUGGCCGAGCUUCAGCGACAGCGUGAGAGUGAUCGCCAUCAGAUUCAGGAACAGCGUGAGAGUGAUUGCCAGCAAAUUCGUGAACACCAUGAGCGUGAACUCCAGCAGGUUCGGGGACAGCAUGAGCGCGAUCUCCAGCAGAUUCAGAGACAGCUAGCCGAGCUUCAGAGACAGAGUAAGAGCGAUCGCCAGGAGAACCGGGAUCUCCGGAAACAGCUAGCCGAGCUUCAGCGACAGAGUGAGAGCAAUCACCAGGAGAACCGGGAUAUCCGGAAACAGCUAGCCGAGCUUCAGCGACAGAGUGAGAGCGAUCGCCAGGAGAACCGGGAUCUCCGGAAACAGUAUAGUGAUAUUGCGGCUCUUCUCAAUAAGGAACUAGAGGAACUAGAUGAUAUUUGCAGGCUCUAGGCGAGCUCCGCUCCCGCCGGUUUCACGCGAUGACUCUACUUCUCAAUGUGUCGAGCGACGCGCUAUGACGAGCUUCUGCUAGCCUGCACCCUGCAGUAUACUCAAGGUUCUCUCUCCUUUAGCACAGCAGCCACUUUACAAGACGGAGACAUAAGCUGGUUCUUGAUGAACUUCUUUGGUGGCUUUCCCUUGUUGUGCUUGAUGUUGAAGUGGAGAGACUUAACUCGUUGUUAUCCUUAUAUGCGUGGAGUGGAGUUGUCUUACAUUCUUAUGCACAUUCUAGAAGCUCCUUUUGUGGAUUCUUCAAUCUUCAUACUUUGCUCCGAUA
Messenger RNA from Lolium perenne, 2918 nucleotides. RefSeq lists its product as uncharacterized. The record is from RefSeq and is a predicted model, not a curated record. Lineage: Eukaryota; Viridiplantae; Streptophyta; Magnoliopsida; Poales; Poaceae. Gene Ontology annotation, biological process: protein transport to vacuole involved in ubiquitin-dependent protein catabolic process via the multivesicular body sorting pathway. Gene Ontology annotation, cellular component: endosome.